This is a messenger RNA of Zerene cesonia (dogface butterfly), 791 nucleotides long. RefSeq names its product neuromodulin (gene igl). Gene Ontology annotation, molecular function: calmodulin binding. The coding region runs from base 137 to 619 and encodes 160 amino acids. Lineage: Eukaryota; Metazoa; Arthropoda; Insecta; Lepidoptera; Pieridae. The record is from RefSeq and is a predicted model, not a curated record. The transcript is spliced from 5 exons.
CCCGGACACGGUAGGGUGCGGUUGUGUUGUGUAUUAUAUCGGAUUUCUAUCUGUGAAUGGUAUAAAGGGUACCAUGUUAUAGUUAAGUUAUUACGUAAAUAGUGGUAGUGUACUGGUAGUUAUACAUACAAACAAAAUGGGUUGCAACACAAGUUCGGACGCGAAAUCUAAUAAAGAAGAGAAGGACUCACAGGAGAACCAGGCUAAUGCGGUCACAGAGGAAAAGCAAAAAGAGACAGCUGAGAAGAGUGGUCCCUCCGAAGAAGAAGCCGCCACCAAGAUACAGGCGGUUUUCCGAGGUCACAAAACAAGAAAAUCCGUUAACAUGAAAGCGGCUGAGAAACCGGCGGACAACCAGCAGCAGGAGCCGACCAAGGCCGAGCUGGAGGCGGAGUUUCGAGCUGAUGAUAAAGAUUUGUGCAAUGCUGCAACCAAAAUACAGGCGUCCUUCCGCGGACACCAGGCGCGCAAGCAAACCCAGGUCGAAAAGACUAAGGAGCAACAAGAUAAGGAGGACGUAGAAAACAUCGACCUCACUGACCCAGAGCUCAACAAAGCAGCCACCAAGAUCCAGGCGUCGUUCCGUGGCCACAAAGUGCGCAAAGACACAACUAACUAAGCAUUAACCACCCCUUCUUCAGCAUUGUCUUUUGUACGUGUUAUUCAAGAAAAUAUGUCCCUGAAAGGCCGACAAAGCACUUGUAACUCUCGUGUUACAAGUGUUUAUGGGCGGUGGUGACCACUUAACAUCAGGUCCCAUCUGCUCCUUUGCUUGCUCUGCCAUAAAAAAA